This is a messenger RNA of Cygnus olor (mute swan), 5802 nucleotides long. RefSeq names its product proteoglycan 4 (gene PRG4). The coding region runs from base 9 to 4922 and encodes 1637 amino acids. Gene Ontology annotation, biological process: immune response. The record is from RefSeq and is a predicted model, not a curated record. The transcript has 9 exons. NCBI's taxonomy places the organism in Eukaryota, Metazoa, Chordata, Aves, Anseriformes, Anatidae. Gene Ontology annotation, molecular function: scavenger receptor activity; polysaccharide binding.
UUUUAGGGAUGAUGUCGUACCUGAAAGUAAUGAUCAUAUGGAAUGUACUUUGUGUAUCCUUGGUGAUCCUUUCCUUGUCCCUGAUUCAAGAAGUGUCUUCUCAAGCAGUCUCCUGCAAGGGACGUUGCUUUGAAGCUUUUGAAAGAGGAAGAGAGUGUGACUGUGACGCGGACUGUGAAAGAUAUGGCAAAUGCUGCCCCGACUAUGUGAAACACUGUAAAGAAGCGCACACAGAAAAGACAACACCCAAGACUCCUCCACCAAAUAAAUCAACAUCUAAGAGGUCAUCUGCAAAUGAAGAAAAGAAGCCAGAGGAAGUAACACAGCCCCAUGAAGUUAUAGAAGAUAUGGGCAGUGAAAAAAUGGUGACCAGUCCUCCUCCAACUACAAAACAAACUGAUACAACACCACCAGUCAAAGCAACCACAAUUAAACCAUCUACUCCAAAACCUAGUUUAACACCUACCACAAUUAUUACCACAAAACCAACAACUUCCAAAGCUGAAGAGACAACCCCUGAAGACACAGAGGCUCCAACAACUGAGGCAGACCCUACCAUCACACCCAAAGAGGAAGAGAUAACCGCUGAAGCCACAGAGGAACCCACGACUGAGGCAGACUCUCCCACCAGCCCCAAAGCUGAAGAGACAACCCCUGAAGCUACAGAAGAACCAAUGACAACAGCAGACCCUCCAGCCACACCCAAAGUUGAAGAGAUGACGCCUGAGGCCACCGAAGAACCAAUGACUGACGUAGACAUUCUCACCACCCCCAAAGCCGAGGAGACAACCCCUGAAGCCACCGAGGCUCCAACGACUCCGAAAGCCGAGGAGACAACCCCUGAAGCCACCGAGGCUCCAACGACUCCGAAAGCCGAGGAGACAACCCCUGAAGCAACAGAGGCUCCAACGACCCCCAAAGCUGAGGAGACAACCCCUGAAGACACUGAGGCUCCAACGACUCCGAAAGACGAGGAGACAACCCCUGAAGCAACAGAGGCUCCAACGACCCCCAAAGCCGAGGAGACAACCCCUGAAGCAACAGAGGCUCCAACGACCCCCAAAGCUGAGGAGACAACCCCUGAAGACACUGAGGCUCCAACGACUCCGAAAGCCGAGGAGACAACCCCUGAAGCAACAGAGGCUCCAACGACCCCCAAAGCCGAGGAGACAACCCCUGAAGCCACCGAGGCUCCAACGACCCACAAAGCUGAGGAGACAACCCCUGAAGCCACCGAGGCUCCAACGACCCCCAAAGCCGAGGAGACAACCCCUGAAGCCACCGAGGCUCCAACGACCCCCAAAGCCGAGGAGACAACCCCUGAAGCCACCGAGGCUCCAACGACUCCGAAAGCCGAGGAGACAACCCCUGAAGCCACCAAGGCUCCAACAACCCCCAAAGCCGAGGAGACAACCCCUGAAGCAACAGAGGCUCCAAUGACCCCCAAAGCCGAGGAGACAACCGCUGAAGCCACUGAAGCUCCAACGACCCCCAAAGCUGAGGAGACAACCCCUGAAGCCACCGAGGCUCCAACGACCCCCAAAGCUGAGAAGACACCCCCUGAAGCCACCGAGGCUCCAACAACCCCCAAAGCCGAGGAGACAACCCCUGAAGCAACAGAGGCUUCAACGACCCCUGAAGCCACCGAGGCUCCAACAACCCCCAAAGCUGAGGAGACAACCCCUGAAGCCACCGAGGCUCCAACGACCCCCAAAGCCGAGGAGACAACCCCUGAAGCCACCGAGGCUCCAACGACCCCCAAAGCCGAGGAGACAACCCCUGAAGCCACCGAGGCUCCAACAACCCCCAAAGCCGAGGAGACAACCCCUGAAGCAACAGAGGCUCCAACGACCCCCAAAGCCGAGGAGACAACCCCUGAAGCAACAGAGGCUCCAACGACCCCCAAAGCUGAGAAGACAACCCCCGAAGCCACCGAGGCUCCAACAACCCCCAAAGCUGAGGAGACAACCCCUGAAGCCACCGAGGCUCCAACAACCCCCAAAGCUGAGAAGACAACCCCCGAAGCCACCGAGGCUCCAACAACCCCUAAAGCUGAGGAGACAACCCCUGAAGCCACCGAAACUCCAUCAACCCCCAAAGCUGAGGAGACAACCCCUGAAGCCACUGAGGCUCCAACAACUCCCAAAGUCGAGGAGACAACCCCAAAAGCCACUGAGGCUCCAACAACCCCCAAAGCCAAGGAGACAACCCCUGAAGACACUGAAGCUCCAUCAACCCCCAAAGCUGAGGAGACAACCCCUGAAGCAACAGAGGCUCCGACGACUCCGAAAGCUGAGGAGACAACCCCUGAAGCCACCGAGGCUCCAACAACCCCCAAAGCUGAGGAGACAACCCCAAAAGCCACUGAGGCUCCGACGACUCCCAAAGCCGAAGAGACAACCCCUGAAGCCACCGAGGCUCCGACGACUCCCAAAGCAGAGGAGACAACCCCAAAAGGCACUGAGGCUCCAACAACUCCGAAAGCUGAGGAGACAACCCCUGAAGCCACCGAGGCUCCAAUGACUCCGAAAGCUGAGGAGACAACCCCUGAAGCCACCGAGGCUCCAACAACUCCCAAACCCAAAGAGACAAUCCCUGAAAUCACCGAGGCUUCAAUGACCCCUAUAGCUAAGGAGACAACUACAAAAGCCACCAAGGCUCCAACCACCCCUAAAGCUGAGGAGACAUCUCCAAAACCCACUGAGGCUCCAACAACCAAGGCUGAUUCUCCCACAACCCCCAAAGCCAAGGAGACAAUCCCUGAAGCCCCUGAGGCUCCAAUGGCCCCCAAAGUUGAAGAGACAACCCUGAAAGCCACCGAGGCUCCAACAACCCCCAAAGCCAAGGAGACAACCCCAAAAGUUACCAAGGCUCCAAUGACCCCCAAAGCCAAGACAAUCCCGAAAGCCACGGAGGCUCCAACGACCCCCAAAGCUGCAAAGAAAACCCCAAAAUCCACCAAGGCACCAAUGACAGAGGCUGAGUCUCCCACCACCCCUAAAGCAAAAGAGACAACUCCUCUGGCCACAGAGGCACCAACAACAAAGGCAGGCUCUCCCACCAUCCCUGAAGUUGAAUUCAGUACCCCUGCACCCCUCAACAUUAAAUCAGACACAACUACAUCAGGUGAGAAGUCUGCAACUACACCUGUUAAAAAUGACAAAAUGACAGCUAAACCUGUAACAACUGCUGUAACCAAAGAAACAACAACUAAAAAGGAAACAACCACAGUGAACAAAGAGAUAACAACACCCAAGAAAGACAAAACUACUGUGCUUAAAGACAUUUUAACAGCAGGUAGGAAAGACAAAACCACUGUAACCAAGAAGCCUACCAUGGCUGAUGACUCUCCUGAAGGUACAGACAAUAUUCCAAGUAUAACUCCUGCAGCCAAACAAGUUGUAACUACAGCAGCUGAAUUAGAAGCAACUACUGUAGACAAAAAGACUGCAGUGGCUACAGAAAAAGAAGCAAUCCCGGCUACACAAGACAAAACUCCCAAACCGAGAGAGAUUUUAGCACCAACAGCUAAGGAAGAAGAACGUCCGGUGGGUACCGUGAUUGUAACAACACCAGCAGCUACAACUCCCAUGCGCAAGCCCACCAUACUGCCAACAACUGCCAAAACAGAUUCAGCUCCUAAAACCAGGGAGAUUGUGACAACAACUAAAAGUGAUACAACUACAGAGAAUAAACAGACUGUAGCAGCAGCACCUAAUGAGUGUGUAAUUACCACUAAAGAGACAACAACAGCUGGUAAAAAAGAGAUAACUACCCUCACUGAUGAAACUAGCUACACAACUGAAAAAGAAAUAGAAGAUGCCACUGAAAAGGCCCCUAGUCUUGACAAGAAAGAGGAAACUACAGUUAUCAGAGAGAGAACUACAACAGAUAAAAAAGAUACAAUAGAAGAAAUGUUUAUUGUUUCUAGAGGGACAUCCAAGCCAGAUAUACAUUUCCAGAAGGUUACUGACACACGUGAUGAGCCUCAUCCAGCCAACCCUGAAACCAUGCCAGUAAAAGAAGAGCCUGAGAUAAACAAGCCUUUAAUACAAACUGUGGACAUGCCAGUUCUACCUGGAGAAACACAAGUGGACAAGACCGACGAGAAGGACCUGUGCAGCGGGAAGCCAGCGGACAGCAUGGUAGCCCUGCCCAAUGGCACCCUGGCUGUCUUCCGAGGUCACUACUACUGGCUGCUGAAUGGCAGGAGCCCGCCGACCACCAACCCCCGCCGGAUCAGCGAGGGCUGGGGCAUCCCGUCCCCCAUCGACACCGUCUUCUCCCGGUGCAACUGUGACGGGAAGACCUUCUUCAUCAAGGGUAACCUAUACUGGCGUUUCACUAAUGGUGUGAUGGACAAAGGCUAUCCCAAACCUCUUGCAAAUGGAUUUGCAGGGUUAAGUGGGAAAAUGGUAGCAGCGCUCCCUGUGGCAAGAUACAACAGCAGACCAGAAUCAGUUUAUUUUAUCAAAAGAGAUGGUAACAUGCAACAGUAUGUAUACAGACAAGAGCCAGCCAAGAAGUGCCAAAGGAAAGCCCGCAUUACCAUAAGAUACCCAGCUUUUGUCCCAAGACUUGUAAUAAGGAGACGCUUUCAACGUGCAGUAGGAUUGCCAACUGUUAUUCAGACUGUCAGAAUCAAUCCAUAUCAAUCCGGAGUUCUGCGUAAGGAAGUCAAAAUGACUGCCUACUGGAGAGGGCUCCCCAAAGUAAUUCAUUCAACUAUAUCAGUACCCAACUACAAUAAGCCAGAUGGCUAUGAUUAUUACGCCUUCUCUUACAGUAAGUUAGAGCUAAUGCAAGUUACUCUGUAUUCCAAAAGGCUCAGUGAUAAGAAAGAAAGAAGCCCAUGUACCUAUGAGAUUUCUAAAGUUACCACUUGUGAGUCUGCAAGGCUAAUUUUAAGCAAGUACUAUUAAGCAGUUCUGAGAAAUAAACUGUUGCCUGUAAUGGAGAUGUUUCUGUUCAAGAUCGAGUUACAGGACAGCUAGUAGCAGAGAGGUACAAUCAUUCAGACUAGCCCUUUAUGGAAUGCAUUGCCAUAAGAGUACAGGUUUAUAAAAUGACAAAAAAAGCUGACAACUACAUACACAAAUCAUAUUAAUGAUAGAAUGAGAUCCUUGGACCAUUAUACAUCAGAAGAUUUUUCACUGGCUUCCACAGGACUACGUUUCUGACCAAACGACAACAACAAAAAUAUAGGGAGCAACACAAACCAUUUAAUUUCCCAGGAAAUAACUAUUUCUAAUUCCACAUUAGGUAGAUCCUUUCCCUCUAGCCAGGCUCAUCUAAAAGCAUUUAUCAGAAUUUUCUUGAUUAUUCAGGGGAAAAAAAAAAGCUUAAAUACUAGACUAUCCAAAUACAGGAUACUAAAGUAAGUCUCUGCCAGUAUGAUAAUUGUAUAACCUUAACAUUGGCUACUUCACACUCAUGGACCACGGAGUUCUUGUGUUUACAGUAGUGCAGGAUUGUUUUUAGUUUGUUUGAUUUCUAAAUUCUUAAAACUAUUUGUGUUGUAGCAGUAGAAGUGUAAUCUUCUCUACUCCCUGUUCUUGCAGCAGAUUUAUUUAUUAGCAGUAUUGUAAAACUAAGCUGAACACAAAGAAGAACAGAUCAAACAGUUGAGGCCAAAAAUGGAUUUCUAUAGCCUCUCAAUUCCAUAUAUACAUGUGGAAUGAAAAUCUGCUAUUAAUCCAUAAAUGAAAUUAAAAGGCAGGCUUUAAUUUCAAGAUUCUUUCUGUAUACUAAAUGUAGCUUCUGGAAUUUAAUUUUGACAUAUCUUCAUUUCAGAUCGGUACU